AUGAAGGCGAGCAAGAGAGGCGCGAAGAUGGCUCCAGCGAGGGGCCAGGCGAAGGGAGUGAAGCGUGCAAGCGGCAAGCCUGACGUCCAGUCGCCGAUCGCGAAGAAAGCUUCGUCCCAGAGGGGUGUAGAUCUGGGACGGAAGGGAAAAACCUUCAAGAAGGCGGCAGCUGUUGCCGUUACUCGAGGCAAAUCCUCCCUCUCACGGAGCAAAAGAGACGGGAGCGGCGUUUCACGCAGUGAUGCCACUCGCGGCAGGCGCGCCUCUCAUUCAGAUGGAGCGGGCGCACAGACCCUCGGGAAGGAGCGAGCGAAAGGAGACACCCGGCAGACGUCUCUGAAGCGGGCGCAAGAGAGAUCCCUCGGCCCAGGAAAGCAGGAAGCAAAGAGUCGCAGAAAAGGAGGGACGGAGAGUCGCCGAAAACAAAAGAGCGGUCGGGCCGAUGAGGCCGACAGCUCCGGAGAGGGAGAGAGCUUUGAAGAGCCGCACUUUGAUCAGUGGUACGACGAUUACUACAGAGAUGAACUGAACGUGUCAGACGAGACCUUGCUGGAUGUCCUGGUGGACGUUAUCAAACGCCACCAUGGACGCCACUACUACGGGGUCUGCAUGCCGACCGCGGGGACGGCGGGAAGCGAGGCCGCACAACCCGAGACAGAUCCGCUCGCGUCUCCAUCGGCUGAGACCGAGGGGAAUUCCACAGACGCGGAGCUGAGCAGCUUAACAAGUGACGCGCUGCAGGUGAAGAAAGCGUGGGCGUUUGUGGCAGAAGAUGCCGCCCACGCUCGGGCGCUGACCCGAUCUCCAGUCUCUUCCGCGCCUGCCUCCCGAAAGGCGUGGAGAGCUACCGAUCGGCAGGCGCCUCGAAGACAUCGGGGAGAAGAGCGAGCGAAAGAGCGAAGCGAAGAAAAGACGGAGGGUCUGCGGACGCGCUGGCAGUGUUUCCUGGAGCGCCGGAGCAAACGCCUAGAAGUCGAGCGCGUCGUUCAGAACGAGAUUGACGCCGUCGAAGAGAAGGCAACAGCCCCUGGGAAGGGGGAACCGGACCCGCAGAGCCCGCGAGGCGCCAAAGAAGAGACCGCCGCGCGUUCUCCGCAGCCCGGUGAAGAGGAGGAAGGGGCGAGUCCACAAGGCGGCGAAGGGGUGUCUUGUGCGGGGCAGACGUCGCAGAAUGAAGACAGACUGCAGAAGCGAACUGUGGACGAUGUGGAGGAAAUUGCCGGGGCUGGCGGCGGGGAGCAGAUUUCGCCUGAACCUGCUUCGGACGCGGAAAAUGCACCGGCUGCCCCAGCGCGUUCAGACCCGAGGCCGGAAGAGAAAAACCCGGGCAGGAAAGACACGUCUCAAGCUGCUUCGCCGAGCGACGGGAGCCAAAAGGAGACGCCGCAAGAAGAUGAGGAGUCUGCAGACGACGCUCUGGCGGAGAAGCUCCUCCGCAACCUGACGAAGAGUCCGAGUGAUGACGAGUCGUCGCCUUCCUCUUCGUCCUCGGAGACUUCCUCGUAUGCUCCGAGCUCGCCAGAGAGCGACAACGAGGCCAACUCGGAAGCUGAGAGCUGCUCGGAAACUCCAAGUGGAGAGGCUCGAAUGGGUCCUGAGGCUUCGGCGCCGCAGCCGGAGACAGAGGCGGAAGGGAAAGCCGCAGAGGCAGAGAAGGAUCGGAAAGUGAAGCGGAGGAAGAAAGCAAAGUGGGAGAAACCACGCAAGAGCAAAGAAACCCGGUUGAGGGAGAAGGAGAAGGAACGCGCGCGUGAAAGACAACUUUUAGAAUCGGAGUUGAGCUCAAAGUCCGCGUGCGUGGGCAUGUUUUCUGCCGCUGGUUCUCCGGGGACCGCGCGGAUGAAGGACGUGCAGAUGCCGCGUGCAAUCGCUCUGCGGCCGCAGUGCCUUUACCACUUUGAGAGCCUCUUGGAGACGCAACUCUGUAGCAAGUACCCGAACGGCAUGACUCGGCGAGGCGCACUGUGCUCGACCGCUCUUCGCGUCGAGGAAACGCUCGAGUUCUUUCUGCUGUGCCGGUUCCUGAAUCUCUUUUCCAACCUGGUUAACGUCCCGUGGACCUUCGACGACCUUGCCAGCGCGAUCAGUUCCCCUCCGGGUGCGGACCCAGUUCCUGCGCGGUCUUUGACUGCGCCCGAGGCAGGGCGCGCAACCGAAUCCGCUGGGGUGUCCCCUGGCGCAGUCCCAUCGCAGUCUCCCUCGUUCCCUUCGUUCCUGCAGGGGCUGAGCGUCGCAGGAGGGAGCGGUUCGGCAGGCGACGCCGAAAAGGGCGAGCCAGGCGGAGUUUUGCGGCAAAUUUUGACCAAGCUCUUCGGCUUUUUAGGGCGGCGCAUGACGCCAGGCAUGUCGCUGACCCGCAUGUGUGGGCGGUACGUGGAAGAGAAACGCCGCGAUGGCAGCAUUCCGCCGGGGAUCCUGUGGCCGUUCGACUACCCCGUGAAGGCCUGGCAGAGCUGUGACGGGGGACUCGGGGAGAAGAAGCGAAAGAGAAAGGAAGGCGCCGCCGCCCGUGAGGAAGACGACGCGGAACGCGAGAAGGCGUCGAGCCCCGAAGAGAAGGGAACGACUAGAACAGAGGACGACGGCCGGAAAAAGGAGGAAAAGAAUCGAGGCUCUCCAGGCGGAGCAGAAGCAGACGAAGAAGGCGUUCUUCUAGAGAGCGUCUACAACCCAUUCAAGGUCUGCGAGGACUGGGGCCGUUUAAAAAGCAUCCACAAACUGCGUGUGGUUCGCCUUCUCAUCGAGCACGCCAUGAGCGAGAGCCCGCAGAUCAGCAAAGCGUUGAAAGGAUUGACUGAGAGCGAGCUCGAAGCCGGUUUCAAGGGAUACGAUGACGCGGGGAGACUCUACUGGGUCGUUCCGCAGUGCGGAGACCCGACUGUCUUCAAGCUGUAUCGAGAGGAUCCUCACGCUCAGCAGGUGACAAUUCUUUGCGAGGAUAUUUCCGCCCUCGAAUCUGUUGCAGAAGCGCUAGGCAUGGAUGAGAUGACAGCCGGAAUGAGUGCUGUGCUGCUGGAGGCUCACCAGCAGAUUUUGGUUCAGGAAAAGCAGAGGAGCCGCGAGCUCCGCCGGCAGAAGGCGAUAAGUCGGCAGUUGGAGAUUUCCAACUGGGGCUUCGUACCGACAAGUAGCCGCCGCGAAAAAAAGGCUGUGGAUUACACUUUUUCGGCGUAUGAAGCCAUAAUCGAAGGCAAGAGCUCGACUCGCGGGUCCACCCGUCUCGGUGGCCCAAGUUUUGCGGAGAGCCAGCGACAGGACCGAAGCGAGCGGCUGCGAGCUCGGCAGGCCAGGAAGGAAGAGCAAAGUGUGGUGGCGGCGGUUGAGGCGAUGCAGAAAGACGGCGAGGGGGAGGACGUGCCAGAGGUUGCACAAGUAGAACAGUACACCUCAGUGGCAACUGAUGGAGGAAGCACAACCUCGAGCGGCGCAGUCCAAAAGACUGAGGAGACCAAGGCGGUGCCUCGCGCGAGGCCGCCACGCAAGCGUCAGCCAAAGUCAUCGGUGGGAAUGGCCAGCAGCCCGGCUGAUGGAGUAGGUCUACAAGAGUCCACGAUGACACAGCAGCACAGACAGCAUCAGCUAAUGCAACAGCAGCACGUGAUGGCAGCUCUGCAUCAGCAGAAGUUGCUAGCACAGCAGCAGGCCGCCGCGUACGCACACAGAACAGGCGGUGCAACGUUGUUGUCAGAGAGACAAUCGCAGGCUGGACUUCCUCCCGCAUACCGGCAAACAGAGUGGAUGUCAGAGCAGACGCACCAACCAAUUCAGAGGCAACCACAUGUGUCUGCCACGACGGCUCCUCCUCAGCAAGCUCUUGAUAUGCUUAGACAGCGCGUGGAUCUACUCAGGCAGUCGCUGCUGCAGCGCAAGGAUCUGACUCCAGAACAAAGGCAAGCACUGUAUCAGCAAGGGUGGGCGCAAUUGAGUGCCGACUUCACCAGAAUGACCAAUGCCUUGGCUCAGACGAGGGACAGGGCGCCGGGUCCACAUGCAACGCAACAAGCGGCCGGAGCUCCAACAGACGAACGGGCACUCCCUGAGCGAAACCAAACCCACGAGUCGCGAGACCGGCGUCUUCCGGUGCAAAACUUUUCCGCCGCUUCGUCUCAGCUGGGGUGUGCGCCGACGCCUCGGCCUCAGCAGAGGCAUGCGGCGACAGCGCACGCUCAGCUUGAGGCGCAGCAAGAGUCACGGGCACGAGCAGAGGCCGAGCUACAACGACAGCGCCUGGCCAUGCUGCACGAACAGCAGCAAGUUUUGCGCGCACAGCAGCAGCAAAUGCAACUGCUUCGUCAGCAGCAUGAACAAGUACAGGCGCGGCAGCGGGUUGUUCCCCCGUCAGUCAGACAAUCUGCUAUGACCCAAAUGGCCGCUAACUUGAGUGGAGAGUCAGGUGGCAUGAAUGCGUCACCAGAUUCAACAUGUCUCGUGCACGAGGAACGAACUGCAAAAGGGCAUGUCAGUCGCGGCGAGUCUCUGUCGGCAGCAGGCGAAGGCGCGGCAGGUUUUUUCAGAAAGGUAGACUCUGAGAGACGCUUUUGUGGUACGGAGUUCUCUUCUCGCGACGGUUGGGGAAACACCCCGGCACCUCCAGUGCUGCGAACUCUGGAUGGUGACAGACGCGGUAGAGACCCAGCAAUAGAAAUGCGGACAAACGCGGCUAGUGUCGGCAGCGGAGAGGCCGCGUAUUCGCGGGAAAGUUCCGCGAAAGCUGCGGCGCCGAAACCUGCUGGCAAUGGACAUGUUCUCUGA
Molecule: messenger RNA, 4752 nt
Organism: Neospora caninum
Lineage: Eukaryota; Apicomplexa; Conoidasida; Eucoccidiorida; Sarcocystidae
Exons: 7
Coding region: 1-4752 (1583 amino acids)
Cellular component (GO): nucleus
Molecular function (GO): ATP hydrolysis activity
Source: RefSeq, a predicted model, not a curated record